Xiphophorus couchianus (Monterrey platyfish) is the source of this 1047-nucleotide messenger RNA. RefSeq names its product spidroin-1-like. The transcript has 14 exons. The coding region runs from base 1 to 1047 and encodes 348 amino acids. Lineage: Eukaryota; Metazoa; Chordata; Actinopteri; Cyprinodontiformes; Poeciliidae. The record is from RefSeq and is a predicted model, not a curated record.
AUGGACAUGGAGCAGGUAAAUUUCCUUAGUUUCGGACAAGGCGUCUACCCUGCAGCUGGAUACGGAAACCUAUAUGGAGCUCUUGGUCAGAUUUUGCCUGCUGCUGAACAGUCGGGUGGAACCACUCAGGUUUCAUUUGGUGAAGCUCCUGCUGGAUUUGACGGAAUAAGUCAGUUGGAGGCUCAGCCUGCAGGCCUUCUUCCAAACGGAGCGCCUCCUGGUGGUCAGACGCUCGGACUGACUGCGGAGAAAUCGAACUCCAAAUACGGUGUUGGCGGGCUGCAGUUUGGGGAACCUGUCCAUCUGGGAACCAACGGGGCGGGAAACUACGGUUACGGAGUUAACCUGCAUCUGCCUGCAGGCGACGGUAGAGCAACUGGAAAAUACGGAUAUGGAGGCGUCCUAAACGGUGGGCAGCUUUUAGGCCUGGGUAAUCAUGGAAAUAUUCCAGGUUAUGGGACUCUUCCUUAUGAAGCUCAACCAGCUGGAUUUACUCCGGAAGCCAUUUCUUCCAGCCAAUAUGGCCUCAUUGGAUCGCCGUAUCAUCCUGCACCUUCUGGAUCUGGAUAUAACGGAAAAUCAGCUGCAAAAUAUGGUGGUGGAGAGACUCCCUACGCGCCACAAAUUCUUGGUUUGGGAGAAGCAAAAUCAGGAAAAUACGGUAAACAGGAAGCUCACCAGUCUCAGCCUCUUGAAUCUGCAGCUGAAGAGAACGUGGGCUACUUAAAAGGACAAGUGAAGCCAGAAGCGGUUGCAUUUCCCACUCCCAGUCCGUCCCUGGAGGACUCGCCAGUCCUUGUAGGCUCCUUCACACUGGAUGAAGGUGUGCAGGAUUUAUCUGAUGGCACGGCGGGUUUACUGGACUCUUCACCUGCUACAGAGACGCAGGGCGAAUCUCACCUGUCUGAGAAUCCGGAUGACCUGCAGCUGCCGCGGCAGAUACAAAUUCAGCAGCAACUCAAGCUGCAUUUCCACCCUCAAGGCAAGUCCUGGAGCUGCUACAAUCUCCACUGCAGAGCUUUGCAAAAUUAUUCAUACAAGGAAUGA